Megalopta genalis is the source of this 2157-nucleotide messenger RNA. Lineage: Eukaryota; Metazoa; Arthropoda; Insecta; Hymenoptera; Halictidae. The record is from RefSeq and is a predicted model, not a curated record.
ACUUUAUCGCUGAGUGGUUACAGCACAGAUACAACAAAGAAUUAAGUCUGUGUUUACAGUUUUUGUGCCCGUGAAGAAACAAGAUAUUUUUUAAAAACAUAUAUACAUAGACGAAAUUGUGGAUACUAUGAUAUGGGAUUGAUGCAUAAAAUCUAUAGAAUUAUUUUGUGAUAAAAACAUUAACUUUGAAUUAUUAAUUGCCAAGAUAUUUACAUUCUCCUAUUUCUGCAUAAUGAUUUCUUGCAUUAUAUUGAUGCACAAAAUUCCUCUAAACUCGAAACACUCCUGCGCCCUCAAAAACUUAUAUAAGAACAAUUUAUGUUAUUUCUCCUCUUAUUCAUAACUUAAAAAUGUCAUCAAUCAAAACAUAUGAACGUAUAUAGGCAUACAAAACAUAUUGAAUAUCACGUAUGUAUAUAUAAUGGUAUGUGCAUAUAUACAUACAUGUAUGCAAAAGUGAAUGCUGAUUUUGAUUGGUGGCUCUCGGAUAGCGAAGUGGGGCAGAUACGUACAUGUACAUACAACACACUUUGAUCACCGAUGUGUGUAACUUUGACUUUGAAUACACAUUGUAGCGGUUCAAUUAACCAUAAGAAGACAGUCUCAAUAACAUUAAGUAAAAAAGAACAUAUAAAGUAAUAUCGUCUUUAACUUUCCUAGAAAUUGAAACGAAAAUUAUUCGUACAAUUUACAUAGAUCUUUUACGUAGAUUAUACUUUAUCAUUCUAAUCAAGAUCUAUUUUGAUUGAAUCGAUUUUAAGUACACAGUACAUGUUCAAGUAAUACUGUAUUUCAUAAGCUAUAAAAUUUUCCAGUGCACAAUUCAACCAUACAAGAGCACUAUUGCGCUGUUUCCGCCGUUCCGUACAAAUGUUUACACCAACAGGUGAUAAAAGAAAAGCUGACCUAAAAAAUGGCACAGAUCCAUUAAGGGAAGAAUUCAAUCCCACUGAACAUCAACAUAUUCGAUAUAAUCCUCUGAAGGGAGAAUGGGUACUUGUAUCACCACACCGUAUGCAGAGACCAUGGGGAGGGCAAAUCGAGUUAGAUACAGAGGAAGACCUCCCAGAUUAUGACCCUAAUAAUCCUCUUUGUCCAGGCAAUAUCAGAGCCAGUGGACAGGUAACUCCAAUCUAUGAGAAUACGUAUUCAUUUAUCAAUGAUUUUCCUGCACUACUGGAUUCAGUUCCUAGCCCAACACAGUCAGAAGACGAAUUGUUUCAAAUGGACUCUGCCAGGGGCACAUGUAAAGUAAUGUGCUUCCAUCCAAAAUCUAAUGUAACAGUAGCCCUUAUGCAAGUUUGCGAAAUUAAGGAAGUGGUCAAACGAUGGAUUUUUGAGAUGCUUGAAUUGGGUGAGAAAUGGACUUGGGUACAAAUAUUUGAGAACCGUGGUGCUUUGAUGGGGUGCAGCAAUGCACAUCCUCAUUGUCAAAUUUGGGCCAGCUCUUUUUUACCAAAUGAAGCUAAAAUAAAAGAUAAAUAUCUGACUGAUUAUUAUAAUCGCAAUAAGAAACCACUUCUUAUUGAUUACGUACAGAAGGAGCUUCUAAAAAAAGAGCGAAUUGUAUUGGAAAAUCGAGAUUGGGUAGUUUUAGUACCAUUUUGGGCUAUAUGGCCAUACGAGACUAUGGUACUGCCCAAAAAGCAGGUUUCCAGGAUGCAGGAUUUAACGGAAAGUCAGCAAGAAACACUGGCAGUUGUUAUGAAAAGAUUAUGUACAAAAUAUGAUAAUUUAUUCAAUUGUCCUUUUCCUUACUCUAUGGGCUGGCAUGGUGCACCGACUGGUCCAUAUGUGAAACAAGAUUAUCCUUAUUGGACUUUUCAUGGCAUCUACUUACCUCCUUUGCUACGAUCCGCCACUAUAAAAAAACACAUGGUUGGUUAUGAACUUCUCGCACAGGUGCAGAGAGACUUAACACCAGAGCAAGCGGCGGAAAAAUUAAGGAGUUUAUCGGAUGUUCAUUACAAAUAUCCGGAAACGAGUUUAAGUAGUUGUGAGAUAGAAAAAUAUUCCAAUUAAAUUUAUUUUACAUAUGAUAAAUUUUUGUAGAUGUAUAUGUCUCUUAUAUAUACAUUAUUUACAAAAUUGCAUAUUGCUAAAUUAUGCACAUACGAUCUUUAUGAAUAAAAAGCAUAAUAAACACACUUAAACACA